UUUUAAAAAAAGAUACCCCUUGAACUUCCAAAGAGCUUCCUAUUAAUAGCAACAAAUAAUAUAAAUAACAAUAUAACAGCAAAAUAUUUAGCCCAGGCUACUCUCGGAUACAAUAUGUAUUGUUAGUCUAUUGCCGUUUUUACUUCAUGAAUCCCUUGCGCACCGUUUUUGUGUGUUUCGUGUAAGAUGAGCUCGUACGUAGCAAACAACAUUUUUAAGGAGCAAACGCACGAGGCAUCCUCCUUUAACACCAUGAAUAGUUUUGGCAGUUAUGGCUCUCUCUCUUCCCUCCAUCAAGCCAAUUAUGCCUAUAACGGAGGUCUUCAUUUCAACGGAACAUUCACCUCCUCUGAUUCCACUGCGAACUCUCUGAAACGAGAAGAGAUGGAAACUAGCCUGCGAGGCAAUACGGACACUCAACCUCCACCAGGACUACAGUCUUGCUCAGCUGCGAGCUCCCGGAACUCCGUGCAAAACUGCCUUCGUGAUGGGAUACUGAGCAAAGGGACUGGAAGGCCAAUGGAAGUGGUCGAAAACCCUAUGACUGAAGAAAACGCAAUCAAAGUCGAAACUAUGCAACCCGUGAAAUGUCAAAACCAUUCGAAGAAGCACCAAGACAGUCGACAGCAACCGCAGAUUUUUCCCUGGAUGACAAAACUACACUUGAGCCACGAAUCAUCUGACGGUAAACGCUCUCGAAGCAGUUACACCCGCUACCAGACUCUGGAGUUGGAGAAAGACUUCCAUUUCAACCACUACCUCACCCGUCGCAGGCGCAUUGACCUAGCCAAUUCCCUCUGUCUGAACGAGAGGCAAAUCAAAAUUUGGUUCCAGAAUCGACGUAUGAAGUGGAAGAAGGAUUCGAAACUGAAAUCAAAGGACUCAAUGUAAACAUGGAGUUGAUGACUGAUCUGGAGACGAACUGCUAAAAGAAGUAUGCAGAGGGAGACCAUUAUUCGAAACGUGAAGGCCGUUUUCAUAAAUCAGCACUUGUGUUACGGACUAUUACAUUAUUAGCAUAUUACGUGUUUGUAACUUUACAUGUGGACUUUAAUUCUUUGCUUGAUGGAUGUAAAAAUGGAAGGAAAAUAUUGAACAAAAAUAUAGUAAUGUGUUGUCUAAAUGUAAAGAUUGUGUAAAGACCUUUGGAAGUCUUAGGGAGGAGCUGUGGACUAUAAGGCCACUCCCUCUUUCAUGUUUCAAUGCGAAUACACGAACAUUCUGCCUAUUCUUUUAUCCUUGAGAUAAUAAUUUAGAACAUGUCAGUGAGUGAUACUGAGUGGUAAUACAAUCAAAGCGAGGAGACCUAACUGUUCGUGUCUCUUAUAAUGACGAACAUUUUUUAUUUUAUUAAAUGUCUUAAAAUUCAUAUUUGGGCGCUGAGUGACUUUGUUGUUUUCGGGCUUACAGCAAACAGACGGUUCACUUUCUGAACUAUGGAUUAUGUCCAACCAAAUAUGUAAGACUUUCGUGAUGGUAUUUGAGGACAGCACCCAUACCUACCAUUCCAUGUCUUAUAACCAAUCGAAACAGUGUACAUGUUGAAUAAUCUGCCACCCCCAUAGAUGCACAAUAAUUGCAUAUGUACAGAAGGCCUAUUGUACAAUUGUCUGAAUAAGCUUGUGAUUCAAUCAAAACGCUUACUGGUGUUGAGAAAACGUUUGAAUAAACCUCCCAUACCGUAUUACCAGCACAUUCGUGUAGCAGUUUUGUAUCAGUACACAUGUAUAGGCACUUAGUAUUAAGAAAUAGAUUCGAGGUCCCACACGUCUAUUUAAAAUAUUUACAGUAGGCCUAUCUAUCCCUGACAGACAGACGCAUGCACAUACACGUUUAAAACCCCAAUAAAACUGUAUUACUGCGUUUCCACCUCUCCACCACAGAUAUAAAAUGGUUCCUGUUUUAACAUGAUAGAGCCAGAGAGCAUAGCUAGCUGCUUCUAAAUUCAUAUGGGUUGAGAUGUAUAGGCUAACUUUCUCCAUAGGCCUAGCCACUCACAGACUUGGAUGUUUCAGUGGCCUUACUCACGUACCAAAUGUAAAGCUAUGGUUAUGAAACAUGUUAAGAGAGUAUGCUAUAUGUUUAUAUUCAGUCUAUAUCAAACGCUUUUUUUAAAGCUAACAAAAAAACGGUUUAUUAAUAUUGUACGCUAGUGUAGUAGACAAAACCAUAAAUUGAAACACAGCUACGCAUUGACCUGUAUUUGGCACACUGCUGGCCUAAUUAUUGACACGUAUUGUAACAAGAUGUCUUAACAAAACAAAAAUCUAGUUUCAGGGAAAAUGAUUAAUCAGAUACCUUUUCCUGUAGGAAAUGUUGCCCCAUAUGAAAUAUAUAUAUAUUUUCACUCACCUUGCAGAUUUUAGCCUAGUUUCACUGCUAUAUAAAUACAACAGAGCAUGGACUGAUUUCUCAAUGGCACUGUCGGGCCUAACCGUGCUACAUUGUUAUAUAGGGCUAUCGCAUUCCCCUUUUAGUGUCUCUUUCUUUUAGUAUUUUAAAGUUUGUAAUGUUAUUUAUGCCAAUUGCCUCGAGCAGGGCCUGUGAAUGGUGCACAGGGAGCACGUGGUGCCAUUAAAGUGGGGUUUAUGGCCUGGAAAAACUGACAAACCUUCGAUAUAUACACAUCAUAUAUAAUCUUGUCCUGGAUCGCAGCUGCUGGCUUCUAUUACCUGAGGAAGAAAGGGCUUUGUCUCAGUUAGUGUGGAUUACCCUGGCCCGGACUAGUCCGUCUGUAGUGGUGGUGCUGAUCUCUCGGUCGCAAAUGGAUCCUUAAAUGCUCCAGCAACAAUCGAGGACUGAGGCGGAAUGAAGGGGAGCAUGUAUGUAUCAGUUAAGAAGAAAUAAACGCGUAUUGCUAUGCUGCCUGAAGAAUCGGAGCGUGUUCCUCAGCGCCAUUAAGUUCCUUUCAGACUAUUGGAGGAUAGCUGCAAGUGACUUCACGGUUUAUCCAUCUGGUUAUAUUCAAUACAGUCUUACAUCUUAUUCAAGUCAUUUAAGUUCUGUGUAAAGCUAUAUAUUUAUCAUGCAAAAGAUCAUUCCUUCCCAACUUUUGAGGUCAUAUCCAUUUGAAGUGCACCCUGCUAUAUCUAUGGACCACCACCAAUCCCCCAUAUGUCAUCCACAGGGCUACUACAACACUAGCACCUGCUGGAUAUGGCACUGGACACAGUAGAGGCCACGCGCCACAAUUCAGAGAGAUCCCACUCUUUCGUCCUACUGUCACCUCUUCUGCUUGUGUCAGCUGCACUCUGUUCCUGUCUGACCCGUUCUGAGGCACGCCUGACCAGGUGGAUACCCGCCAUGGUGAUUCAGUGUCCUGUCAUAACUAGGCUGGUGGUCUCCUAAGUAGAGGAAGAGAUGGAAAAAGAUACAGAGACGGAGGGAGAGACAGAGGCAGGCGAGAGUAAGAGUGUUCACCAGCACCCAGCUAGUGUUACUAGAGAAGGAGUUCCACUUCAAGCCCUACCUGUGUCCACCCCGCAGGCUUGGAGAUGGCUGCAGGCCUGAGGCUCACUGAUUGGCAGAUCAAGAUCUGAUUCCAGAACCGACGCAUGAAACACGAGAAGGACCAUAAGGAGGACAGUGUCAUAGAGACUGAGAUGCCAAACCAUCCUUCUCUAUCACCACACACGUUGUCCUCCCUCAGUCUAAGGUUCUCUAUUGGUGUUGGGUACUCAGUUCUUGUCUGGUGAGAGCGCCUAGAUCUCCAACCCUCCUCUUCAUAGAUUAAGAUCGUACCCCUGCUCUGGUUGGUUUUAACAGUAGAAAUGACAGUGAAUGUUUUUGUGUUUCCUCCAUGGAUCUUCCCCAUCUCAUCACCAUACCUGCACCUGUCUCUUACUGUUAGAGACAGCAGUUGUUUGUCCACAGGUCUCUCAGAACCUUCCUUAUGGCACAAUGAUGCACACCUAUCUUAUGACAUCAGUGUACGCUUCAAACGUCACGGCUUCCCCCCUAGAACCUCCUACUCACCCUUGAGAGUAGGGCACAAUCCUAACACCAACAGUGAGGGAAAAAAGUAUUUGAUCCCCUGCUGAUUUUGUACGUUUUCCCACUGACAAAGAAAUGAUCAGUCUAUAAUUUUAAUGGUAGGUUUAUUUGAACAGUGAGAGACAGAAUAACAACAAAAAAAUCCAGAAAAACGCAUGUCAAAAAAGUUAUAAAUUGAUUUGCAUUUUAAUAAGGAAAAUAAGUAUUUGACCCCUCUGCAAAACAUGACUUAGUACUUGGUGACAAAACCCUUGUUGGCAAUCACAGAGGUCAGACGUUUCUUGUAGUUGGCCACCAGGUUUGCACACAUCUCAGGAGGAAUUUUGUCCCACUCCUCUUUGCAGAUCUUCUCCAAAUCAUUAAGGUUUCAAGGCUGACGUUUGGCAACUCAAACCUUCAGCUCCCUCCACAGAUUUUCUUUGGGAUUAAGGUCUGGAGACUGGCUAGGCCACUCCAGGACCUUAAUGUGCUUCUUCUUGAGCCACUCCUUUGUUGCCUUGGCCGUGUGUUUUGGGUCAUUGUCAUGCUGGAAUACCCAUCCCGACCCAUUUUCAAUGCCCUGGCGGAGCGAAGGAGGUUCUCACCCAAGAUUUGAUAGUACAUGGCCCCGUCCAUCGUCCUUAUGAUGCUGUGAAGUUGUCCUGUCCCCUUAGCAGAAAAACACCCCCAAAGUAUAAUGUUUCCACCUCCAUGUUUGACGGGACAGGACAAACCUCCAAACAUGGCUUGAGUUGAUGCCAAAGAGCUCCAUUUUGGUGUCAUCUGACCACAACAUUUUCACCCAGUUGUCCUCUGAAUCAUUCAGAUGUUCAUUGGCAAACUUCAGACGGGCAUGUAUAUGUGCUUUCUUGAGCAGGGGGACCUUGCGGGCGCUGCAGGAUUUCAGUCCUUCACAGGACUACCAAUUGUUUUCUUGGUGACUAUGGUCCCAGCUGCCUUGAGAUCAUUGACAAGAUCCUCCCGUGUAGUUCUGGGCUGAUUCCUCACCGUUCUCAUGAUUGUAACUCCACGAGGUGAGAUCUUGCAUGGAGCCGCAGGCCGAGGGAGAUGGACAGUUCUUCUGUGUUUCCUCCAAUUGCGAAUAAUCGCACUAACUGUUGUUGUCACCUUCUCACCAAGCUUCUUGGCGGUGGUCUUUUAGCCCAUUCCAGCCUUGUGUAGGUCUACAAUCUUGUCUCUGACAUCCUUGGAGAGUUCUUUGGUCUUGGCCAUGGUGGAGAGUUUGGAAUCUGAUUGAUUGAUUGCUUCUGUGUACAGGUGUCUUUUAUACAGGUAACAAACUGAGAUUAGGAGCACUCCCUUUAACAGUGUGCUCCUAAUCUCAGUUCAUUACCUGUAUAAAAGACACCUGGGAGCCAGAAAUCUUUCUGAUUGAGAGGGGGUCAAAUACUUAUUUCCCUCAUUAAAAUGCAUAUCAAUUCAUAACAUUUUUGACAUGCGUUUUUAUUUUAUUUAUUUUAUCCUGUCUCUUACUGUUCAAAUAAACCUACCAUUAAAAUUAUAGACUGAUUACUUCUUUGUCAGUGGGAAAACGUACAAAAUAAGCAGGAGAACAAUUACUUUUUUCCCUCACUGUAGAUUGUGAGUCGAAGGGCUCAAUUCAAUCAAACCAGCCCUGCAGACGUUACUUUUCAUUCAACGUUUUGAUAGCGGCUUCCUGAACAAGGCAUAAUUAUUACCUGUAGUUUAUCCUGAGUAUCCCUGGGACUAGGUUUCUAUUCCAAAGCAACCACUACUGCCCCCUCUGUUGCUAUUCUAUUAUACAUUGUGGCAGAUGUAAGGCAUGAUGUACUGUACAUAGCAUACCAGUCAUCUUUUGGCAUAAUUGACCUGAUUUAGCUUAUAGCAAUAAACUCCUCAAAUACCUUCUACUGGUAUUACUGUACUGUUUUGCAUGAUGAAUGCAUGUUUUGAACACAUUAUUAAUCUGUGUCAGAUAAUGUAUCAGAUAAUUGACUUGUGGUUGUCAUCUCUGUAAAUCGUAGAGAAAAUGAUUUGACUUUGCUAUAGUUGUUUGAUGUUAUGUUCUGAUCGUGUAAGUAACAUCAUUUACUAGCCAUCCAUUUAGUAUUUUCAAGACCUCCUGUGUCAAAUACAUGUGGCUGUUGUAUCCGUAGACCAGAGGGAGGGGAAUUUGACUUUGGCUGUAGGUGUCAUGUGUUAGGUCUUGUUUCAUGUGUUCUUAUCAUGUUCAUAGCUGCUCAUAUGUGUAAGUUGUUUACAUGUGUAAGUUGUUAGGGCUAAGUGUGAAAACAGCAUAUGUUCAUACUGAACAAAGUUCUAUUUUUGUUAUGCAUGUAUUAUGUAAACUAAAAUCAGUUUUUGAUACUGUUCUUGAUUAUUUGAGAUGUUUAAUAAAUGUAUUUGUGUAAAAUCAA
Oncorhynchus keta (chum salmon) is the source of this 6371-nucleotide messenger RNA. Its product is annotated as homeobox protein Hox-C5a-like. The transcript has 5 exons. NCBI's taxonomy places the organism in Eukaryota, Metazoa, Chordata, Actinopteri, Salmoniformes, Salmonidae. The coding region runs from base 187 to 891 and encodes 234 amino acids. Gene Ontology annotation, biological process: regulation of transcription by RNA polymerase II; anterior/posterior pattern specification. The record is from RefSeq and is a predicted model, not a curated record. Gene Ontology annotation, cellular component: nucleus. Gene Ontology annotation, molecular function: DNA-binding transcription factor activity, RNA polymerase II-specific; RNA polymerase II cis-regulatory region sequence-specific DNA binding.